GGAGUGGAAGAAUGAGCAGGCGAGUCCUCUAGCACAGCAGCAGCCCAUCAGAUCAGCCUCCCUAUCAGAGCCGGGCUACACACAGCCGCUGCUCAGAGGAGUGCGCACCCUCAGCACCGAGCACGCGUACCGCUCCUCUGCCAUGUCAGUGGGACCCCCGCGGUGUAGCGUGAACGGGGGGAGCCUGGAGAGAGAGCAGAGGAGAAAAGCAUGCACAUAGAGAGCCGGAGGGACGCACUGAGCAGGGCAGAGGUUUCUCAAAGAGCGAGGCGGUGUGGAAGUAAGGAAGGAGCAGCAUGUGUAGCUCUCUGAGCCCUAAGCAGCAGCCAGCUGGCCCCGGACUUACUGACCUGCAGCAGUACAGCCAGUGGUUGGCCAGCAGACAUGAGGCCAGCCUGCUGCCUAUGAAGGAGGACUUGGCGCUCUGGCUCACCAGCAUGCUGGGUGUGGAGAUCACAGCAGAGAGUUUCAUGGACAGGCUAGAUAAUGGCUUCCUGUUAUGUCAGCUGGCUGAGACACUGCAGGAGAAAUUCAGACAGAGCGAUGGGGAACUGUCGCCACCGGGCAAGCCAAUCCCCAACCGGAGGAUCCCUUGUAGGGCGAGUGCUCCUUCUGGCUCUUUUUUUGCGCGGGACAACACAGCUAACUUCCUGUCAUGGUGUCGAGAGGUGGGCGUCGGAGAAACCUGCCUGUUUGAGUCUGAGGGGUUGGUUUUGCACAAGCAGCCACGUGAGGUGUGCCUCUGUCUCUUGGAGCUGGGGAGGAUAGCAUCCAGGUAUAAGGUGGAGCCACCCGGGUUGAUUAAGCUGGAGAAAGAGAUUGAGCAGGAGGAGAAAGCCCCCGAGCCCCCUCCUUCCCCGGCCUCUCCCACCCAGGUCUCUUCCCCCAACAAAUGCUCCUCAUGCAAGAAAAGCACUGGCAAGCUCCUGGAUGAUGCCGUAAAGCACAUUGCUGAGGAGCCUCCCUGUAAGUGUCCUAAUAAGUUCUGUGUGGAGCGCCAGUCACAGGGCCGCUAUCGUGUUGGGGAGAAGAUACUCUUCAUUCGGAUGCUGCACAAUAAACAUGUGAUGGUACGGGUGGGUGGUGGCUGGGAGACCUUUGAGAGUUACCUGCUGAAGCAUGACCCCUGCCGUAUGCUCCAGAUCUCCCGUGUGGAGGGCAAGACCUCACCCAUCUCCAGCAAAUCCCCCAGCAUUAAAGACCUCACGCCUGACAGCUACCUGGUGGUAGCAGCCCACUACAAAAGUAAGAAGUAACAGGCCAGUGGAAGAUGAGAAAUGUAAAGAAUGGACGACCAGGUGGACCUCUUUCCUUUAAUCUAUUUCACUGACAUAUAAAGCACAACUGCUACCAAGUCCCUUUAUUAAUGGUUUUGUUUAGCAUUUUACCAAAGAGUGAGCAGCUUUUCUAAGGAUGUGGCCUUCAUCCAUGCAAAUCUUGAACUUACAGAACACUCUCAUCCACAGAGGGUGAAACUGUUCUCUGGACUAAGCAAUCAUAAUCUUGAACAACACUUAAACUGCUUGUACUGUUAAUAGCUUCCUGACUGAUUUAGCUAUUCUGACACAUUGUAUCUAAACAGUGCAGAAGCUCUCAACUACAGACUGAUUGAUAUUAAGGGAGCAUGGACUGGAAUCCAAAAGACAUUAGACUGUUUUACUUGUAUAUUAUUCUCACAUCUCAGAAUGCUACGCAAUGACUCGUUGACGAUCACUUCUAGCCUGGGAUUGCGAUCAGUUUAUUUAGUGCCGAAUAUGGUGAAAUGUUUUGUUGUUCUUCUUGUCUAUCAGCGUACUUUUAUUUUGGUUAGCUGAGAUUUCUGUAUAACUAGUGCUUGAAGUUAUCUCAUCUUGUCUCCUGAAUUCAGGACUGAGCUGAGAGAAACUGCAAAGUGAAUUCAAGUUUUAAUAUCCCCCUUGAUGGGUGUGUAUACAUUUACAUUAGCUCUUCCAUAUUGAGCAAUAUUAAUGAUAAUGUUUUUAUAUAUAUUUGAGGUAUUACAAUGUCAUAUUAUAUCAAUAUUAUGCAAGUAAUUUUUUUCUGGAAGUUGCUUAUUUCAUAGCAGGUCGUUUUCUUGUUUAUACUGUUUUGGAUGAUGAUUUUUUUUUUUAUAAGAACAGAAUGAUGUAAAAGUAAUGACCUUUCCUCUACUGCAAGGACAAUCAAAUAAAUGAUGUGUGCUGUUAACAUAAUUCAUUGUGUGCCUGAUCUGGCAUAAAAAAUGUUAACUUGUUCAGUGUUAACUGACUGUAUAACAAAGACUGAGAAUAAACUUAGAAGGUGUACAAUCUCA
Colossoma macropomum (tambaqui) is the source of this 2293-nucleotide messenger RNA. RefSeq names its product growth arrest-specific protein 2 (gene gas2a). The transcript is spliced from 8 exons. Gene Ontology annotation, cellular component: actin filament. Gene Ontology annotation, molecular function: microtubule binding; cytoskeletal adaptor activity; actin filament binding. The coding region runs from base 297 to 1256 and encodes 319 amino acids. Gene Ontology annotation, biological process: actin crosslink formation. The record is from RefSeq and is a predicted model, not a curated record. Lineage: Eukaryota; Metazoa; Chordata; Actinopteri; Characiformes; Serrasalmidae.